AUGGUACGUCAUUUAUUGUCUAUGCUCACCAUCAUGGUUUGCUUAUUCCUCAAUUUUUAUUCAUUAAUUGGUACUUCGAAUACGGAUUUUAUUCUCGCUAUAUGUGCAAAUCAAACAUUAGUUCUCAAUUAUAAUCCAUCAUUACCAGAUGCAGCAAGUAGUCCAGUUAACAUACAAAUGCGAAAUACGGGUAAAUUCAUAUGUCAAGUAGGCUAUAAGGGUAUCAACAUCAACGUCACUGUUCCAUAUAAUAUAUUAACCAAUUUAUCAGAUGCCACUUGUGAGAAAGCAACAUUUACUGAAUAUAUACUUUAUGGUGGUGUCGAUUUAACAAAUUCACCGAUAAUAUCACGUCUUUUCAACUUAACUGUAGAUGCUAGUGAUCCUUGCCACUCUCGUCCACUAAAUACAACCCAAGUUUUUCAUAGGAUAAUGAAUCUUGAAGAUAAAGUGCCUAUUCUACCUGCAGAUAUCGUAACUUCUUUUGAUGCAAACAAACACAAUAGAAAUUGCAAAACAAUUUCAACUGAAACGAUAUUGUUUACAGCAUAUGCAUACAUACCUAUAUAA
Messenger RNA from Adineta steineri, 570 nucleotides. The record is from the annotation of a GenBank genome assembly. NCBI's taxonomy places the organism in Eukaryota, Metazoa, Rotifera, Eurotatoria, Adinetida, Adinetidae.